This is a messenger RNA of Eimeria necatrix, 963 nucleotides long. RefSeq lists its product as hypothetical. The transcript has a single exon. NCBI's taxonomy places the organism in Eukaryota, Apicomplexa, Conoidasida, Eucoccidiorida, Eimeriidae. The record is from RefSeq and is a predicted model, not a curated record. Bases 1 to 963 code for a protein of 320 amino acids.
AUGGGUGGGCGGGGGUGGUCCCCUGCUGCUCGAUGCUCUCCUUCGUCGACAGGGUCACCCACUGCAGCACGUGAGACCGAACAGCUGGAAGGAGGAAACCCUCCCUUUCCCCAAACUCAGCAAUGCUUGUUGGAUUCCACAGACACUGAUAUUAGCAAAUCUAUGCCUCAGCCAAGACAGGCACACAAAGACGUAGCCUCAACCUGCAGAGACCCAGUGGAGCCCUCUACCCAAAGGAGGGCCCACAGCAGCAACGCUCUAGAAAGUCCCCUAGCUAGGAGUGCCUUUAAUUCGUCUCCCGAUAAAAAAGAGACUGACGAUGCAAAUAUCUCCCGAGGGCGUAGUGCUCCACAGGCAGUUGGGAGCCUACUCAUGCGUCUUCAGCGCCGUAGCUCCAGCACUCGCACGUCAAACCCUUUGAGCUGGCGUCGUCUCAGGCAGCAAGCGGCAGUUGCACCAUCUGUUGUACGCAGUAGGAGCAGCAACUAUGCGUCGGGAGGUGCUUGGAAGUGGGACGGGAAUAUGUUGGUGCCAGGUGAUGACGCAAAGACGAGAGCCCUCAGACGGGAAGCUCUGGAGCGAGUAAGACAACGAGCACGAGAGGCUAGAGAGAAACAACGGCAGGACUCGCUGUUGCUUCAGCUGGAACAGGAGCAGCAGCAGCAACGCAGCCAAGAGUUAAGCCGGCAGCUUAUGCAACGCACCUUGCAACGGAUACGGGAAAACGCAGUGAAGCAAGAAGAACAGAGACAGGAACAGCUCAUACUGCAGCAAAAAAUGAUGCAACAGGCAGAAGAGAGAAAACAAUACUGCGCUCAGCACCGCAGAGCCCUGCAACAGAAGCUGAUACGGCAGCAGAGAGAAAUUAAAAACAAAAUACGCAUGCGCGCGGAGGAGAGCGUCAGGCAGUCGAGGGAAGCAAAGGCAAGGUCCCAUAGCGCGUUAGGAAUAGAACGCCCUUAG